UUAUUGUUAUAAAUGUCCGCUAGAGGUCAGCAGUUUGUUCUGUCACUGCUCCCCCUCCUCCCACGUUGUAUGUAAUUAAUUAUAACAAGUCAAUUAGGGAGAAAAUGAAGCCAGUUAUUGAGUUGAGACCACAAAGGCCACCAAUUGCCGAGAUCAUUGCUGACCUGGAAUCGGCUUCUGCAGACGACGUUGUAUUCGGAUUGCUAGAUACUUCUGACUUAAUGGACGACAAAUCAAAUUCCUCGAGUGUAGCAACAGAAGAUUCGUUCCUGAAUGACAGUGACACUCCUGACAGCAAUGCCAAUGAUUCAACUACAUUUGACAACCAAGAGAAUUUGGAAGUAAAUGCCAACUAUUCUAAAGUGCUGAAUUUCUUGGAGCUCUACUGUUCCUUGAAGGAAUGUCCACCAGAACUGCGCCAACAAGUUAAUGAACUGCAGACUCUUAGCAGUGAGGUCUCCCAGUCAAUUGCUAAUCUCAAAGAGAAAUCUGAGACACUGUCACCUUUUCAAAACGGUUUGGAUGGAAAAUAAAAAGAUAAUGAGAGAUAGAGAGAGAGAGAUAGAGAGAGAGAGAGAGAGAAAGAGAGAGAGAGAGAGAGAAAAUGAAAUUAUACAAAAAUGUAUUUAAAAACAAAAGAAACUAAAACAAUGUAAUGUGACAAAAAAAAAUCAAGUCUUUUUUUUUUAAGAAAAGUUGAAAAAUGGGAAAAAUAACAUUGUUUAGAUAGACGUGAUUUAAUUUUCUUUCUUUAACUUGUUAAAUGUUAUGUUGUGUUUGCCUGUAAAAAAAGCUGUGUUUCAUAUGUAAUGGACUCAGCAUGUAUAAUGUUGUGACUCAGCAUGUAUUGCAUCUGACUCUAAUAUUGUCCUUACAUGUCUUUGUGUCAAAUGACUCCAUGUGUAAUGUUGUGUCUGCCUGUAUGAGGCUGUGUUUCAUAUAUGUGACAUUGACUCUGCAUGUGUGUUGUGUCUUCAAUAUGUAAUGAUGUAUCUAUAUGUAUAAUGUUGUAUCUUCAUGUGCAAUUGCUGUGUCUACAUGAAUAAUGUUCUUUUAUCUGCUACAAUAGCAUUCUGUCUACUAGAAUAUGUUGUGGCUCUGUGUGUCCAAUAAUAACAUACUGUCCACAUGUAAAAUGUGUCUACAAUAAUGGUUCUCCUACAGUUUUGUGUCCACUUCAACAACGUUCUGUUUACAUGUCACACAAAAGCUCACAAAGCACUUUCUUUUAAAUAUUUGUAGGACAUUUAGGCUGUGAUAAUCAGAGAUAACACUGUAUUUAUUGUUAUUAUUGCCAUAACUAUCAUUUCUUUUGCCCUUGAGCAGAUAUUGCUGAUAUAUCAAGACCUUGAUUCAAUUUUAACUGAUGUCAAUUCACUUCACUUCACUGUUUUAACAAAGGUGUGAGUGGAGUGCUCAGCACUUUCAAUAUAAAGACUUGCUGAUAAAUUGACAGAAACAGAACACAAGACCAAAUGAGUAAAAAGGGUCUUAGUUUAACUCCUGUUGGGGUUUAUGUUGCUUUUCAUCCUUCUAAAGUCGAUAAAACAAAUAUUAGUGACAUAUUGGAAUCAGUUCAGCUUGCCAUAAAGUAUGUAACCUUAUGCCAAUGUAAGAAAUUAUGAUGGUAAUAAUAAUAACAAUCUAUAAUAUUACUUUGUGUCCAUGCAUUCCAGACUGUUUUGUCCAUAUGUUACACUGACGCUAUGGGUGGUAAUAACUCAAAUGGAGAAAUAUAUUUAUAGAGGGAAAAGAGCAGACUAAGAGAGAGAGAGAAGGUUUAUGUCAUUCUGCAAUUGUGUGUUCAAAUCGCAAGCAUAGUCAAAAUGUUUAAACAUAAUGAAACAAUGUCAUGAAGAUUUAUAAAUUUAUGCAUUUAAUGAUAUAUCAAUAGAUUGUUAAAUUAAAGUGAAAUAACCUUGGCAAAUAGCUGUGGGUGUUCUAUUUUUAUCUUUUACAUGUUUGAGACCAAAGGUUGUGGCCAUGCUAGGGCACUACUAUUAUUCCUUUUUUUUUUCUUUUUGUUAUUUAGUUUAAAUGCUUAUUGGUAUUAUCAGAAUAAACAGACACAGAAGGAAAUGUAGAUAUGAUAGUUAUUUAGCUACAUAUUUAGAUAGAUAGGUAUGUAGGUAAGUCUACAGAUAUGUCAACUGAGAGAUAUAUUAAUAGAUGUGUGGCUGGGCUGAAAUGAAAAUAAUCUCAAUUGGUACAAAACUUGGAUUGAGCGUUGGUGGUGAUUGGACAGUGAACAGUGUAGUUCAUAUAUAUGCAUGCAUGCAUGCAUACAUAAUACAUACAUGAAUAAGUGUUUAAUUCAUCUUUUAUUUUCUUAACCUACAAAGCACAUCAUAUAUGUCAAACAUAAAAAAAA
Molecule: messenger RNA, 2371 nt
Organism: Octopus sinensis (East Asian common octopus)
Lineage: Eukaryota; Metazoa; Mollusca; Cephalopoda; Octopoda; Octopodidae
Exons: 2
Coding region: 105-533 (142 amino acids)
Source: RefSeq, a predicted model, not a curated record